GCUCCCAGUUACCUGCUGGAUCUGUCCCUCAGCUGCUGGAAUCCUCCUCCUGGUUUCCGGAAACUGCAGGGCGACUUCUUUUAUAUCAGUGUUCACACUUUGGAGGGCAAGCAGUAUGACAUCACUUCCUGCCCACGUGGAUUUUACCUGAACAGAUCGACUCUGGACGUGUUUGAUCCUCGUCCUGCUCAGUCUACUCCAGUGUGUCACUGUCUGACCGACCUGCUGUCCCACAUCAGCCCACAGUUCAAACACACACUCAGCACACAGCGGCACAGGCCAUCUCUGCCAGUGGAGGAGUCUCUGUCCACACCGUACCGCACACUCAGCUGGCUGGGCUUCUGCUCGCCUCACUCACACAAAUCCAGCUUUAGCGGCCGACUGGGUCUCGACCAGGACCUCAACUCCCAGGCUCCUGACUGGAAUAAGGAACUUCAAGCAGCCCGAGAUCUUCCUCAGAGGACUCUGGAAGAGAGACUUACGAGAGAUCGAGCAUUACUGCAGGUGAACAGUGCUUUUGUGUGGGCUGUAGCUCAGGCAGCAGAGAAGGUGAUUGAUGGUUUUGUGGACCCAGUGAACGGCUCUCAGGAGGACCCGGCAUUCCUGUGUGGCGGUGUGUUCAUGAGUAUGCCUGUGCACAGAGAAGAGUGGCUUGGUGGAGAGCGAGGACACAGAGCCGCUCAGCGUCUCGAGCUGCGAUGUGUACAGGCUUACAGUGACCUGGACGCAGACCUCCAGAAACUGCACACAAUCCCCACCGCAUUAGCAGAAUAUCGUGGUGUUCGUCUGUCCGCACAGGGCCUGGCACCUGGUCUUCAGGGCCCUGAGACGGCUGAAGUCCCCAAUGGCCUUUUAUACGGCUUCACCGCUGGGCCACUGGAGAAUCCAUCCAGACGCAAACUCCUGGAGCUCCUAGCUCAGUCGGCAAAGGCUCUUUCUCUGCAGAGACAUGCGGUUGUGAGUUCGACAGGUCAUCAGCUGCCUCUCUUCACUUCUGUCGAUGCACAAGGGAUUCUGGGAGCCGACAGCCGCUAUUACCUGCUGGAUGUGUAUCGCACUAUGCCUGCUGAUGCUAACUUUCAAGUGGAAGACGGCGGAGAAGCUGAAACCAAAGAUGAGAGUUUUCCUAGACGGUAUCCUCACGUUUGUGUCGUUUACGACCGGAGCUUGUGAAGGCGUUCAUUCAACACAAACACGCUCAGUUCACACAGCGAGUGAAGGCUCACUUGGAAGAGAACGAAGGACUGGAAGACGGCAUGCAAUCUGAUGAUUCUCACAACAUCGAUGCAGUAAGAAAAGCCUGCAAAGACGUGGGAUCUGUCAGUGACAUUAUCUUUGAGAUGCGUUUCAACCCCAAUGUCUUUUCUCCAGGUCAGGAAAAGCU
Molecule: messenger RNA, 1384 nt
Organism: Danio aesculapii
Lineage: Eukaryota; Metazoa; Chordata; Actinopteri; Cypriniformes; Danionidae
Product: clustered mitochondria protein homolog
Exons: 8
Biological process (GO): intracellular distribution of mitochondria
Cellular component (GO): cytoplasm
Molecular function (GO): mRNA binding
Source: RefSeq, a predicted model, not a curated record